AUGUCUCCUUCACAUUCACUCGGUCCUGCCGGUCCUGAUCCUGCCGACAGUUCAAGAAAGCGGGUUGCCUGCUCCUGGUCUGCAUGCCUGCACGGGAUCCGAAGAGCCGUGCCUUUCUGCGAUUUGCCUCCCCCGCGCGAAAAAACACCCCUAGGUGUGAACCGUUACGUGCUUCUGGUCAUUUACGUCCUAUACAUCACGUGCACAGGCGUCUUCUUCCACGGCUGGCCAUCCGUUGCGUCGUUGAUCUUCCGGAACAACGGCUUCCAAGAUUUGUGUGAUAAAGACCCCGAGACGGGGGAAUAUGUCGACGACCAGCGCACCUUGAAGGGCAAACCUUACAUCUGCGACAGACAAGACGCAUCCGUCCAAAGGCUGUACACAAUGACGUGGGCAAUCUGCAGCACCAUGUGCGCAUUUGCCGGUGCACUCUUGGAUUUCGCGGGGCCGCGCUGGACGGCGAUGGUCGGCCAGGUCUUCAAUUUUUCCGGCUGGAUCUGUUUGUCUUUCUCCUAUAAAAGCGACUUGUUUUACUACCUCGGCUUCACGACGGUUGCCCUGGGUUGUGAAACCGCGUUUCUGCCUACCUUUUGUAUCACGCGCCUCUUUCCAGGCGCCGGCGGGCUGGUUAUUACGGUUUUAGGGUCGGCGGUGUCGACCAGCUAUGCAGUGCCCGUCGUCCUCAACGCCAUCAUCGAUGCUUAUGGGUUUUCGUUCCAGUCCGUGGCGCUCGUCUACGCGUGUGCCUGUCCCCUCGUUUGCGCGUUUGUGGCGUGCUUCCUCAUGCCCCGUCGAGGCUUCCGAGAUGGCGAGAAGGCGUCCACAGGUGUUCAGGAGGCCGGUGUAAGUUUCGAAACAAAAUCGGAACAAGAGCGAACGGGCGAGGACGGAGGGAUUAGGUCCGGAGAAAACCCGGCGAUCGCGGGUCCGGAGACGCGGCCCACGCACGCGUGUACCGCGAAGAACGCAGAUAAGAUCGGUUCGGUCGCGCCCGAAACCUCGCUCGUCAGCGAAACGAGGGUGGAACAGGAUGCGUCGCCGACAACGGAUGCACCCGCCCACCUGGACAGCGACAGCCCAGACCAACAUGUGAACGAGGCGGACCCGGAGACGGUUGUGCAGUGGAGCCCAAAGGACGGUGGCAGGCGAGCGGCAUGCGCGCAGUGCUGCGGGCCGCGCCUCGAGCCGUUUUUCCACCAACUGCUGUCAGAGAGAUAUCUCCUCAUUGUGCUGUACAAAAUUGGCGUCGUAUUGGCGGCGUCCUACUUCCAGCAGGCAGCUCGUCGCGUUUUCAGUGAGCAGGUUGUCAACAUUCGCGCCAUUCUUCUGCCAUUCUCCUUCAUCCCCUGCAUCCUCCUAGGAAAGUUGGCUGACGCCGUCGGCAUCUGCCGUGUGCUCUUUCUUAUGAACUCGUUUGGUCUUUGCAUGUACGGUUUCUCGCUGUCGGCCACCGUGGUGUGCGGCUGUAUCUCAGUCGUCUGCUUCACGCUGUAUAUGAGCUUUUUCUCUAGCCAGAUUUUCGUCUACGUGGAGACCACGUUCUCGCCCAGUGACUUCGGGAAACUGUGCGGCCUGUCGGUAAUGAUGGGCGGCAUCGUCGGACUGCUGGCCAGUCCACUGUACGAGCACGUCACUGUGCAGCUGAGCAAAGGCGAUCCGUUUUCCAUGCAAAUCGUCAUGAUCAUGAUUCUUGUCAUCCAGCUCCUCUGGCUGGCCCGGCUGUACAGUCUGUGGCGGAAGAACCCGCAUCCGUACGUGUCUCUAGCCAUUCAGCCUCCUGAUCUCGAGAAGGUAGAUGCGCACAGCGUUAGCGGCAGCCAUCUGUGUCUCGACGGAACGAGCGAUGCUGGGGACCUCGCCCUGGAGAACGGUCGACAAGACAAACACGGCAGGACGGAGAAACAGAGAAGUCGCUAA
Molecule: messenger RNA, 1917 nt
Organism: Neospora caninum
Lineage: Eukaryota; Apicomplexa; Conoidasida; Eucoccidiorida; Sarcocystidae
Exons: 1
Coding region: 1-1917 (638 amino acids)
Biological process (GO): transmembrane transport
Molecular function (GO): transmembrane transporter activity
Source: RefSeq, a predicted model, not a curated record